Meloidogyne enterolobii is the source of this 491-nucleotide messenger RNA. The record is from the annotation of a GenBank genome assembly. Lineage: Eukaryota; Metazoa; Nematoda; Chromadorea; Rhabditida; Meloidogynidae.
UUGGAAAUCCAUUAAUUACACUUAUCAGACAAACUCAAUGUAAUAUUGUAGAAAUGAACCAAAAAUGUCCAAUAUACGACAAAGAUGGGAAAUUAAUUGAUUUACAAAAAAAUGAAAUGAUUUUAAAUUCACUUAAUAAAAUUCUGAAUACAAUUUGUUAUAUUGUUCAUGAAAUGGGAAUAACUAAAAUUGAUGGAGAUUCUCCAAAUUCUCAAAAUAAUAAUAAAAAUAUUGCUAAAAAAGGAGGAAGAAAAAUAAACUUGGGAGAAGCUAUUCAACUUAUUUUAAAUCAAAAUGAACUUCGAGUAAAAACAAGAUUAAUGAAAUAUUGGCAAAGAUUUGAACAACUUUGUAAUAAAUUGAAAGAUGCUGGAGAAAAGGCAAGUUUUUUUUGUGAAAUUGUUGGGCGAUUGUGUGAAUUUUGUACAGAUAUAUUUUUAAUGUUGUUUCUAUCUUUUCUUAAGAUUGCAAAAUUUUGGUUUAUAGUUUAA